AGCAAACAUGUCAGCUUCAGCACUCCUCAGAAGCCGUGUCAGGCGUCCGAGCUACCUCAAUAAGCUUGCCAAAGCCGAGGACUUGAUGCACCACUUUCCCAAUGGCAGUUACAUCGGCUGGUCCGGUUUCACUGGUGUUGGAUAUCCUAAGUAGGAAAGUGCCUACCGCAAUGGCCGACUAUGUUGAGGCGAAUAAUCUCCAGGGUCAACUCAAAUACAAUCUGUUCGUUGGUGCUUCCUCUGGUGCAGAGACCGAGAACCGAUGGGCCAAACUCAACAUGAUUGAAAGACGUGCUCCUCAUCAAGUUGGCAAAGAGAUUGCGAAGGGCAUCAACCAUGGAAACAUCAAAUUCUUCGACAAACACUUGAGUAUGUUCCCUGUUGAUCUGAUGUACGGAUUCUAUACACGCGAGAAGGCCAACAAUCGGCUGGACGUUGCUAUUGUGGAAGCCAGCGCGAUCACUGAGGACGGUGGUGUCAUUCCCGGUGCUUCAGUUGGUGCCUCUCCCGAGAUCAUCCAAAUGGCAGACAAGAUCAUCAUCGAAGUCAACACUGCUGCCCCUUCAUUCGAGGGAUUGCACGAUAUAACUAUGACUGAUCUGCCUCCCCGUCGGAAACCCUUUUUGAUCAUGGCCCCCGAGGAUCGUAUUGGUACACCUCAUAUACCUAUUGACCCCGAACGGGUCGUUGCUAUCGUCGAGUCGGACUAUCCGGAUCAAACUCAGCCUAAUGCACCCGAAGACGAGAAUAGUAGAGCUAUCGCCAGUAAUCUAAUCGAGUUCCUGAAAUACGAAGUCAGCAAGGGACGCCUACCGGAAAAUCUUCUACCACUACAGUCGGGUAUUGGCAACAUCGCCAAUGCUGUCAUUGGCGGUCUUGCCUCCGGAGGUGCUAACUUCAAGAACCUCAAGGUCUGGACCGAGGUACUCCAAGACUCAUUCCUCGACCUCUUUGAUUCAGGGAACCUGGAUUUCGCGACUGCCACAUCGAUCCGCUUCUCUCCAGACGGCUUCAAGCGAUUCUAUGAUAAUUGGGAUCAGUACUAUUCAAAACUUCUGCUCCGCAGUCAGGCGGUGUCUAACUCCCCUGAGAUCAUUCGCCGUCUGGGAGUCAUCGGCAUGAACACGCCUGUUGAGGUCGACAUCUACGCUCACGCAAACAGUACCUGUGUGUUAGGCUCACGCAUGCUGAACGGUCUUGGUGGAAGUGCGGACUUCUUGAGAUCGGCCAAAUACUCGAUCAUGCACACUCCCUCCACUCGCCCAAGCAAGACCGAUCCUACCGGUGUCUCUUGCAUUGUCCCUAUGUGUACUCAUGUCGAUCAGACUGAGCAUGACUUGGACGUUAUCGUCACAGAACAAGGAUUUGCCGAUGUUCGUGGUCUGUCUCCUCGCGAGCGUGCUCGUGUCAUUAUCAAAAAGUGCGCUCACCCGGACUACGUGCCUAUCCUUGAGGAUUACUUCAAUAAAGCUGAGUUUGAAUGCCUUCGCAAGGGUAUGGGCCACGAGCCUCACAUGCUUUUCAACUCGUUCGACAUGCACAAACAUCUUGUUGAUCACGGUACCAUGAAGCUUAACAAGUGGGACUGGAACAGUUGAAUGUAGACCAUUGUGUCAGAACGGAUACACGGCAGCUGCCUGCUUUGAGUACGGUUG
This is a messenger RNA of Aureobasidium subglaciale EXF-2481, 1655 nucleotides long. RefSeq lists its product as uncharacterized. Gene Ontology annotation, molecular function: acetate CoA-transferase activity; acetyl-CoA hydrolase activity. The transcript is spliced from 2 exons. Gene Ontology annotation, cellular component: mitochondrion. Bases 102 to 1598 code for a protein of 498 amino acids. Gene Ontology annotation, biological process: acetate metabolic process. The record is from RefSeq and is a predicted model, not a curated record. Lineage: Eukaryota; Fungi; Ascomycota; Dothideomycetes; Dothideales; Saccotheciaceae.